AUGCCUGACAUCCCAACGUCUCCUGGUUUUGAUGAAAUUGUGGUGGGAUUUGAGGAUGAAACUGAAAACAUAACAGGCCUGCUGAUUAGAGAACCAAAAGAGCUAGAUGUUGUAUCAAUUACUGGUAUGGCUGGGCUCGGCAAGACAACUCUGGCCAGAAAGGUGUUUUGCCAUAAACCUGUUAUUGAUUGGUUUCAUUUUCGGGCAUGGUGCUGUGUCUCUCAUGAAUAUGACAAGAACCGUGUAUUCCAUGAAAUUUUUAGUCAAGUUGCAGACGAUAUGAGUGAGGAUGAUACAGAUGAAGUGGUGCUUGAAAUUUUAAUGAAAAAGUGCAAAGAUGAGCAAAGCUGGGUUGAUACUUCUGAAGCACUACGCAGGGCCCUACGGGGGAAGUGUAAAGGCCACAAGAUUAGGGAUGAUACGACUGAAGUGUUGUAUGAAAGUUUAAUAAAAAUAAGCGAAGAUGAUAACAGCUGGAAAAAGAUAUCUAGUACACUGCACGUAAGCAUAAUGGAGAAGUGUGAAAACACCAAGAAUUGGGAUGAUAUUGCUAAGCCGUUGUAUGAAAGCUUAAUUGUGAAUUUUGAAGACAAUAAUGUCAGAGAUGAUGCCACUGAAAUGUCUCCCAAAUUCCGAGUGGAAAGGCACAAAGACAUUAAGAUGUGGGAAGAAAUAACAAGUGCGAUAAGCCAAAGCAAAAUUGUAGACAAAAAAGACAUUAGGAGAACAGAUGAUGAAGUUCGGAAGUUGUUCAAAAGCCUACAGGAUCUAGCUGCUGGGGUGUUGUUCAAAAACAUAAAUGAAAAGUGCCAAGAGAAUGACAGUUGGAAAGAAAUGCUGGAAACAUUAUUCAAAAGCUUAAAUGAUAUAGUUGAAACGUUGCUCAUAAGCCUAAAUAAGAAAUGCAAAGACAGUAAAAGCUGGGAUGACAACAUAGCUGAGAAGCUACGCAAGAAACUGCUAGGACAAAGAUACCUCAUUGUCUUGGAUGAUGUUUGGAGAAAAGAAGCAUGGGAUGAGUUAAGUAGAGCUUUUCCCUUGGGCGCAGAAGGAAGCAGAAUCAUCUUAACAAGUAGAGAGCCAAGAUUUACUGCAGGUCUGGUGCUGAUCCCUAUUCUCUUCGUUUUUUCACUACUAAAGAGAGCCAAGAUUUACUGCAGUUAA
Molecule: messenger RNA, 1164 nt
Organism: Ipomoea nil (Japanese morning glory)
Lineage: Eukaryota; Viridiplantae; Streptophyta; Magnoliopsida; Solanales; Convolvulaceae
Product: putative late blight resistance protein homolog R1B-16
Exons: 1
Coding region: 1-1164 (387 amino acids)
Biological process (GO): defense response to other organism
Molecular function (GO): ADP binding
Source: RefSeq, a predicted model, not a curated record